CCUUCUCCACCCACGACACUCACCAUGAAGCCCGCACCUGUUGAAUCUUCUGAGAAAAAGGGCCACAUCUGCCCACCUUCAAACGCGAAGCAUCCUUCGGACCGCUGGGAGUCUCUCUUUGUAUAUGGCUUCAUAUGUCGCUUCACGAACAUGCGAGGGAAGGUCGAAGGACUGAAUUCACCCAUGGAUUUCGAGGAGGCGCUGUUGUCGCCGGAGCCCAACCCGAUCAUGACACAGAUACUCUCGCGAUUUGUGCUCAACCUGCGCCCGGGGACGCGUAAUCUCAGCUCGGAUGUUAUAUCGACAACUGUGGCGGCUCUGCUGCAGGAGUACUUCAAGACCCCGGAGCACACUGUUUUCUGGGACGACGCGCUAAAGAUCAACGUGGACCCGUUCCCGAGCAUGACCGAAGGGUUCUUCGCUGCGGACUGGGACUUGAAGCUCAAAAUACUGCGCCAAAUGGUGGAGCUGCAGCUCUGCUAUAGCCUGGAGAUCAAGGCAGUGAUCGACCGUGCGUGGGGCGUCAUUCACAACAAGCACAAGAAGAUCGAGGCGUCCGCCCUACCACCACCUCCCGGCGACCCGCAGAGCCAAGAACGACUACAAUUGAUCCCUCUCGGCCAGGACAAGGACCGAAAACGCUACUGGGUCAUUGACGAUUCACCCAGGGUCUACAUGUCAACGAACCCUUGGAAAAUCACAGCCACGUUCCAGACCAUAGCCUCGACGCGUGAGGAAUUCAUGACGAUACUAGAGAGGGUGAAGGCGGGCGCACCUUCCGAACCCAAAGCCGGAGAGCGCAAGUCGAAGCUUGAGACCGCCCAUCUCGCAUUGCUCAAGGCUCUGCAGGACAGAGUCGAAAUUAUUGACAACGAACUAGCGAGAAUCCAAAAGGCUCAGCGGAAGAUCCAGCAGCGGAACAUGCUUAUCGCGUCUGCGGAGUUGAGGGAAACUCGCACCCGUCGGCGGACAACACGCCCGGACUACGCUUACAUGAACAACCCUCCGAGUGAUGAAGAGGGAGACGAAUACGCAUACCAAUCACAACCAGAAGACGACGAUUAUGACGAUGACCACAUGGACCUUGACGAGGCGGAGAACACCAGCUCCCGCCGGGGUGCUACUGCGGGAGGCUCUCGUCGGUCUACCCGAACCUCCGCCGCGAACGGCAGCGCGAAGGGGGCUCAAGAUCCAUGGGGUGACUGGCGAGGAGAGCGGCGCUCAACGCGGCUGGGCGCCCCAGUGGAUGUACUGCUGGACGGACCUCCACCACCACCAAAGCGGGCCAAAACAGAUGACAGCGCUGUCAGCGGAAACUCCGGUGAUACGUCUGGGCAGCCAGAGAAGGCAGGUAGCGGCCUAAAGAUCAAGAUCAACGGCGCCGCUGCGAUGAAGCCCACGGAGAUGGCUGUAGAAGCUGUAGCGGGCAAGAAGAAGAGCAAGUUCUGGUACUACGCUGUCGAGCCCAUCCCAGGACCUAUCGCCGCACCCAACGGUAUCCCUCCCGCUUCCGACGCUGUCCAGCUGCCGUCACUAGACAAGCACCAACGCGAUGAAUUGUCGGAUGAGAUGCAUGGGAACGGCGGCCGCUACCCAUCGACGACACCUUCCGCAUCCGCAUCUGCCAGCGCUUCCAAUGCCGAUGAGCUCUACGAGAAGAGCAUCGGAGGCAGCUUGUCGCCAACAUCGAGCAUGGACGAGUCAUGAGUCCUGCCUCACUGCGUCCCCUCUUGUUUACUCCAUCUUGCUCCUGCUAUCCUGCCAACGCACGCCAUCCUCUACACUCGCAUCCUCGCAGCCUCGCACCCAUUUCUAUACACAUAUACAGCUCUCUGAACCGCUACCGCUCACCCGGGUACUUAUGGUCAUGUAAUCGCAAGC
This is a messenger RNA of Trametes versicolor FP-101664 SS1, 1881 nucleotides long. RefSeq lists its product as uncharacterized. The record is from RefSeq and is a predicted model, not a curated record. The transcript has 7 exons. Bases 25 to 1707 code for a protein of 560 amino acids. Lineage: Eukaryota; Fungi; Basidiomycota; Agaricomycetes; Polyporales; Polyporaceae.